This is a messenger RNA of Spinacia oleracea (spinach), 1467 nucleotides long. Its product is annotated as putative F-box/FBD/LRR-repeat protein At1g78760. Gene Ontology annotation, molecular function: protein binding. The transcript has a single exon. Lineage: Eukaryota; Viridiplantae; Streptophyta; Magnoliopsida; Caryophyllales; Amaranthaceae. The coding region runs from base 1 to 1467 and encodes 488 amino acids. The record is from RefSeq and is a predicted model, not a curated record.
AUGAAAGGAACCCUCAAAAUUGGCAAGAAGAAGCUGAAAUUAUCCUCGAAUAAGAACUCCAACAUCAACAAUGGUAGCUCCAAUGACGAACAAGACGGAGAAGACCGACUCAGCUCUCUCCCAGAGACACUCCUCACCGACAUCCUCUCACGACUCCCCCUCCAUUCCGCCGCAGCCACCUCCGUCUUGUCUCACCGUUGGCGCCACCGCUGGACUCAACUCAACCGCCUUCAUUUCAACUGUCUACGAUUCCAGACCAUAAGGUUUUCCAAAUUCACCACCACCGUCGAUCGUAUUUUCCAGCAGCUCACCUCCCCAAAAAUCUACAGCUUCCGUGUUCAUUACCCAUAUGCUACAACUGAGAAGCAGAUUGGUAAAUGGAAUUCCUAUUUCGGUUCGUUGAUUCCUCGAAUUUGCGGUCUAAACCCUAAAGAAAUUCAGGUGAUACUUGAAGUUCCAUCUACUCGUUAUCCUCUUAUUUCUUUACCACUAUGCAUUUUCAAAACCCCUUCUCUAGUUGUUCUUCAAUUGACCGGUCCUUUUUUAUGUGAGGUUCCUAAAAAUUUGAUUUUUAGUUUUCCUAAUUUGAAAACCCUAGAAUUGAAUUUACUCCAUAUGAAUUUUGAUUUAAUGGGUAAAAUUAUCAAGUCCUGCCCAUUGUUGGAAUCUUUGUCUCUGGAAUUGAUUUGGUCAGAGGAUGAUGAAUAUGAUCUGAAAAUAUCGACCCCUAAUUUGAAGUCGUUGGCUAUUUAUAUGAAUGGGUAUUUGGAGGACAUCAAGGUUUUCAUUGAUGCACCAAAGCUGGAAUAUGUUCUGUUACAUGGUCGUUUUGCUUUUUACCACUUUGUUAACAAUCAAGGUACAUUACUAGAAGCCGACCUUGGCUUUUGUUCUUCUAGUUUCGAAGGCAGGAAGGAUUAUCUUAGCCACAUAUCUGUGCUGCUUCGAGAGAUUUCGAGUGUUAGGACUAUUCACUUGAGGGAUAAUAUUGCUGUGUUUAAUCCAUCUAACCAUGUGGAUGCUAAUGUCUUGAACACCUUCUGUAACCUGACUCGGGUUUGCCUGGUUCGUGUUUCAUUAGAUCAGUUGGACUGGAGUGUUCCGAUACCAGCUUGUUUGUUAGCAAAGCUUAAGUGGAUGGUAUUAGAUGAAUUUGUUGGGGAUGAGGAUGAUCUGAAGUUGAUUAAGUACUUUUUAAAUGAGACCAAGGUUUUAGAGGAGCUAUGUGUUUAUAGUACUUUCUAUGAUCCAACUGAAGAGGAAGAAAGUGAGAAAGAUCAAAUAUGGAGGGAGACUAAUUUUUGUAAGGAUCUGUUCAUGCUUUUGAGGCCAUCAACUUGUGAGAUAAAGUACUCCGGUGAGUACAUUCACUCAUCAAGUAAGACUGUAAAGAAUGGAUCAAUGUUAUGUCGAAUUGAUCAGAUUGAGAAGGAGGAACCAAUCUUUGACUUUUGGAUUGGUGACUGA